Messenger RNA from Populus euphratica (Euphrates poplar), 1304 nucleotides. RefSeq names its product thaumatin-like protein. The record is from RefSeq and is a predicted model, not a curated record. Lineage: Eukaryota; Viridiplantae; Streptophyta; Magnoliopsida; Malpighiales; Salicaceae. The transcript is spliced from 2 exons. The coding region runs from base 265 to 1122 and encodes 285 amino acids.
GUCCUCUCCAACAUGACCUUGAAAGCUGUGCAGUUUCUCCAUCGUCACUCUCCCUUUUGCACAGAGCAUUGGUUGAAAUUAGAGGUUUUGACAGUGAAGAGAGAAAGGACUUUCACUGAUGUAACUCUCACCUCGAUCAAUCAAAUUGGCCCCCAUUUCAACCUACUUAAUGGCUUUUCAAAAAAAAAAAAAAAACAGCCAGUAAGACAGUAAAAUUUGCCACUCCACUACUUUACCGUCGUGUUUUUUUGCUCUAUAAAAACCAUGCUAAUUGUAAGCAACUUAAAAGAAGAGAGAGAGAGAGAGCUCUUUCUUCUUUCUUCUUUGCUAUCGUCAACUCCUUUCUGGGUGUUCACCAGCUGCCCUCAGUCUUCCACCAUGGCAGUAAUGCUGAGAUCUCUGCUCUCUCUUUUGCUCUUCACUUCAAUAUUCUCCCACAUUUCAGAGGUCUCAUCAACAACAAUAACACUACACAACAAGUGCACGCAUCCAGUGUGGCCAGGUAUCCAACCAAGCGCAGGAAAACCCAUAUUGGCCCGUGGAGGCUUCAAGCUCCCACCCAACAAGGCAUACACUCUCCACAUCCCACCACUCUGGUCCGGCCGUUUCUGGGGUCGCCAUGGCUGCUCCUUUGAUGCCUCUGGGCGUGGCCGUUGCGCCACUGGAGACUGUGGUGGCUCCCUCUACUGCAAUGGCAUUGGGGGCACCCCACCAGCCACACUAGCAGAAAUCACCCUAGGCAAAGAACAAGAUUUCUAUGACGUUAGCCUUGUAGAUGGCUACAAUCUUGCAGUCUCUAUAACCCCAUUUAAAGGAUCCGGGAAAUGUAGCUAUGCAGGGUGUGUCAGUGACUUAAACUUGAUGUGUCCAUUGGGGUUACAAGUCAGGUCAAAAGAUAACAGGAGGGUUGUGGCUUGCAAGAGUGCUUGUUUUGCUUUCAAUUCUCCUAGGUAUUGCUGUACUGGUAGAUUUGGUACCCCUCAAGCUUGCAAGCCGACUGCUUAUUCCAGGAUAUUCAAGGCAGCUUGCCCUAAGGCCUACUCUUAUGCUUAUGAUGAUCCUACCAGCAUUGCAACUUGCACUCGUGGGAAUUAUUUGGUCACUUUCUGUCAUCACCGCUGAUGUGUGAAGGAUUUGUGUCUUCUGAUCACUUCAAUUAGGAGUCUGUCUCCCUUUGGCUUAUCAAUGUAGCUGAGGUCAAGGGCUUGCUUCCGUGUAUUGUUCCAGUACAUAAUGAAUUAUGUUAUAUGUCUAAUUAAUAUAUGGUAGUGGUCUUGAUUGAGCUGGCCGAUGUUGUAUAUUGA